AAUAAUAAAGUUUGUUGGGCCCAAUAGGAAACUCGGAUCGGAGUUAGGAGAGCAUUGAAAUAAAAUAUAAUAAUAAACAAGUAAAAUUAGAGUAGAGGAAGCGAGUAAUAGGGUUUUGUUUGGCGGCCAGACACUGACAGAGCUAGAGCAGUGGUUUUUGUUUUGGGGAACAAAGAGAUCCGGUCGGGGCUAAGAACAUGGUAGACAAGGCAAGCAAAGGAAGAAAGGAGGAGGUUGUCACCAGAGAGUACACCGUCAACCUCCACAAACGCUUGCAUGGAUGCACAUUUAAGAAGAAGGCUCCGAAGGCCGUAAUCGAGAUUAGGAAGUUUGUCCAGAAGGCCAUGGGGACAACUGAUGUCAGAGUUGAUGUAAAGCUCAACAAGCAUGUAUGGAGCCGUGGGAUCCGAAGUGUGCCAAGGAGAGUUCGUGUCCGUAUUGCAAGGAAGAGAAAUGAUGAAGAGGAUGCGAAGGAGGAGUUUUACUCUCUGGUAACUGUUGCAGAGAUUCCUCCAGAGGGUUUGAAGGGUUUGGGAACAAAGGUGAUUGAUGAAGAAGACUGAAACAACAUACCUACUUAGAUCUUUGUUAAGUAGUUUCAAAUUUUGGUAUUUCUAUUUAGUUAAGAUAUUUUGGGUUUUUCUUUGUUUUCUUUUUCAAAUCUGGUGGGAUUCUAUUGUUCAUCUUGAACUUAAUUGUGUUUUCUCAAUGGUACUGAAAUAGGCGGCAGCUUCAUCUGAGGAUUACUUUUCAUUUGUCUGACAAUGUGGUUUAGUGAUUGUUUGAUGGUGUGUUGGGAAAGAGGGAUUUGAUUUCUUUUGUGCUUUUUCUGUUGGUUGGAUAUGAAAAGUACUUGAGAUGAAACAGCUUGUGCUCUGUGAUGCAUUUUAUUGUGAUGAGCUAUCGAGGGUUUCUUUUUUUUUUUUUAUAUAUAUAUAUAAUAAACUUUAGCUAGAUGGGUGGGUCAGAGGUGAUAGAACAGUUAUCGCGGCGGCACAAAUAGUUACUUGCCUAUAUCUAUUGCUUGCUCAGGUACAAGAGUGGAUAACGAUCCUUCUGGGAUUAGUUUAGUACCAGAUACAAUAUACUUCUUCAGUCUUUACUAGUAAAUAAGCACUGUGACGAUAAGUAGCGUAGUUGCUUUCUUUGUAGUUUUCAGUUUUCAAGUUUCCCCACAUUUCUUUCUUGAAUCACAAAUCUAAUAUAUAUGUCUUUUCCUUUUUUCACUCCAUCAAAAAAUUUAGACCAUUGUUAUAAAAUAAGCAAUAAUAAUAACGAGUUGCAUUUGUAUAUGUUUUUUAGUGGUGAGCGGUUGAAUAGUGUUUUUUUUUUAAAAUUUGUAAUCUAUUUUUCACCUCAUAAUU
Durio zibethinus is the source of this 1364-nucleotide messenger RNA. Its product is annotated as large ribosomal subunit protein eL31. Gene Ontology annotation, biological process: cytoplasmic translation. The record is from RefSeq and is a predicted model, not a curated record. Gene Ontology annotation, molecular function: structural constituent of ribosome. Gene Ontology annotation, cellular component: cytosolic large ribosomal subunit; ribosome. Lineage: Eukaryota; Viridiplantae; Streptophyta; Magnoliopsida; Malvales; Malvaceae.